AAUAACACUCUCCAAAACGGCAGUUAUAAAAUCACCGCCACCGUGAUCUGUGGGGUUUUUUUGGUGUUGAUUAGAAAUAGGUUUCAGUUGAGAUAGAAAAAUCCAUAUCCAUCCAUCAUGGGAGAAGAAGCAACAAUCUUGUCUCCUGAAAACACACAACAAUCAACAUCCAAAAAAGAAGAAGAAGAAACAACUUUAAAGUUUCUUGAUUCAGUUGACCACUAUCUUGUCUUGAUUCAUACUUUAUCUUCCACUCUUCGCCAGGGAUGGCUGGAGUUAGCUAGUGCUCGCUAUUCAAUGGGUGGUUCACGUGUAAACACUGCCUUACUUAACCUUAAACAUCAUUCCGCUGCUACAACAGUCGAGCUAAAUAAUGACAACGGGGGCUCCGUUACGACCUCACCACAGUUCGGUUUACAUAAAUGGACAUCUUCUGACAAUAAAGACUCCUCUUCAAAGAAGGAAAACAUUGAGGAAGAUGAGCAGUUGAAUGAAUAUCUAAGCAGUCCAGAUUCUGAAAAACAUGAGAGUACACUAGAGAGCAGUGACAGGCACCAAACCGAUGCAUCAGCGCGUAAAACAGAUGACCAUGUGAGUGACCAAACCGAUGCAUCAGCCCGUAAAACAGAUGACCAUCUCCAGAAAGAACGAGCAAAAGUACUGUCAACGUUUGGGACUUUAGUUUCUCCUAAGCUUCGAGCUUCUCAACUUUCAUUCGAGACAGCCCUAGAAACACUUGUAGAAUUAGCAAAUGCGCGUUCAUCUAUUCUUGAAGCUCAUGAUGUGCUACAUAAGGAUAUGAAGAGUACCAAGAAAUGACAUAAUGGAGGAGUCUUAAUUGUCCAAAAUAAAAUUGUUCGAUCCAGGGAUAAUUCUAUGAAGAGAACAAAAUUGGUGUACCAACGCAAGACUCCAGUUUGAACUCUUUAUUUUGUUGACCAUACGAUGAAUCUCGAAGUUUUUAAAAUUCUGUAGAGCAUCCGUACAAAGGACUUGGAGCUUUAUGUCAUCUUGUCUGAAUGGAAUUUCACUACGACAUACAUGUUAUCUGAAGAACAGUUACUAUAAGAUUCUUAGCAUACAAAUACAAUUUCCAUUUGUCGAUGUAAGAUAUAAGACUAUAAUUUAUUGUCUAAAAGAGGAUUGUAGAGUGGCUGGAAGUAAUUGUCAAAUAUCUUGAUUUCUC
Molecule: messenger RNA, 1186 nt
Organism: Erigeron canadensis
Lineage: Eukaryota; Viridiplantae; Streptophyta; Magnoliopsida; Asterales; Asteraceae
Product: coiled-coil domain-containing protein 115
Exons: 6
Coding region: 118-819 (233 amino acids)
Biological process (GO): vacuolar proton-transporting V-type ATPase complex assembly
Cellular component (GO): extrinsic component of endoplasmic reticulum membrane
Source: RefSeq, a predicted model, not a curated record